AGAAGACAGUGUGACGUCACUUCUGCAACAACAACAUGGAUGCAACGACUGAAGUUAGCCAGGAAACUGGGUUCGCCGGCGAAAGCGGUGCCGCCAAGAUACAAGAGCGACUUCAGAAACGGCACAAGACGAGGAUAGAGGAUGUCGAGCGGAGGAAGGAAGCUAAAGCGAGCCAGUCUGUCGCGGAGGAAAAGGGCGAGUAUUUCUUCUGCACGUUCAACGCGGAGCGGGCGUCCAUCGAGGACCUGCUGUCCAGCUGCUCCGGAGCUGACCGGGCCGUGUUGACCCAAAGGCUGGAGGAGGCGACGAUCAAAACACUUCAGCUGCAGAAGUUUCUCAAUGACAGCAUGUUGUUUCUCACGCAGUACGACCUGAGACAAGCCCAAGCUGCUCUCCAGAAACUCCAAACCGUCCUCGCUCAGACCAGAGAAGAGGGCCUGCCCAAGAAGAGGUUUGCCUUUAAAGCUCGCACUAAAGCAGCAGAUGAAGUUACUGUGCCAGUGUCAGAAACGCCUGAUGCUGGCACACCUGCAGAUGCUGGUAGCACCAACAUUUCUGGAGCUGCAGCCUCUGAGCAGUGCGGCUUCUCCAACAUGAAUAAUGUAUACCUGACAAAGACAGCUGAGGAGAUCCAGAAAGGAGACGUGCUCUUGACUCAUCUGACCAACUGCAAGGUCCGUCUGUUCGGUUCCCCCAGCACACUGCACCUGAAACACAUCGACAGCUGUGAGAUCCUAUGUGGGCCCGUGUCUAGUUCAGUAUUCGUGGAUCACUGCACAAACAGUACUCUGGCCUUCCCUUGUCAGCAGCUGCGGACCCACAACACCACCGACACACAGGUGUAUGUGCACGUCACCAGCCGAGCCAUCAUAGAGGACUGUCAUGGAGUUAGCUUCGCCCCAUUCUCCUGGUCCUAUCCCACCCUGGAGGAGGACUUCACUGUGUCUGGCCUAGACCGGGACCGAAACAACUGGAGCCAGGUGGAUGACUUCAACUGGCUUGCUGCAGGAAGACCUUCACCUAACUGGACGGUCAUUCCAGAAGCAGACAGGAAAACCAAUUGGGACGCCUAGAAUCAAAAGUUUUAAACCUUUUAUUUAACAUGCAACAUGUCGAUCAAACCAAUAUUAUCUUGUGCAUGUUAUUUAACAAAGAGUUGAUUUCAUGAAGGUUUUCCUUUUAAGCCUGUGACCAUGAUGAGUUGUUUUUUGUUUGCUGCUAUUUUUGGUAGAUGUCCUCCACUGAUUGUGUUGCACUCUGUACAGCUGGGAAAGGGGGUUUAAAGUGCACUAAGAUAUUAAGAUAAAAAAAAUUCAUCUCUUUCAUCAACCCAAAUCACAAUAGGACUGCUGGAGAAGAGCAUCACAUCUCAGCUGAGAUGGUGCAUUCACACUCUUGCCAAAAUUAAACUCUGGCUUGGAGUAUUGUUGGCCUGUGUUCUUCUGCUCACUGUUAGUGAACAAUUUUAAUUUAUCUGACACCUGCUGUAAGCCUUCCUGAAGUGGUAGUGCAUAUGUAGCCAUACUUACUCAAUUAACUGCACACCUGAAUGGUCUUUUAGUGACUGACCUACAAGUACUUUCACAAAGUAAUAAUGGUCAUUUCCUGCUUCCUGUUACCAGAUAUCUGUAACAAAAAAACAGAAACCUAUUGUGUAAAAAGUCUGCAUCAUUAAAAGGGCAAAUAAACAUUCAUUCCAUUAUAAUUUAUCAGCUUUAACACACUCUACAGUGGGAAAAAAAAUUAAUUAUAGUGCAUUUAAGUAAAUUGGCUUGGCUAAGAUAAAGAGUCAUGAUCCAAUGUCAUGUGCCUUUACGCUGCUGGCAGCCGCCAACCCUGAAUGGCCAUAAAGUCUUCAGUGGUGUUCUGAUGUUAUGAGAUGCAACUAAAUCUGGUCUGCACUUUGUAAAAAUGGAAAAUUAAAUGUAACUGCCAUUAAAAUGAGAAUGAGAUAAAGAGUCUUUCUGCUGAACAACAUGGA
Messenger RNA from Micropterus salmoides (largemouth bass), 1981 nucleotides. It is a transcript of the gene tbcc, whose product is annotated as tubulin folding cofactor C. Gene Ontology annotation, cellular component: cytoplasm. Lineage: Eukaryota; Metazoa; Chordata; Actinopteri; Centrarchiformes; Centrarchidae. Gene Ontology annotation, biological process: tubulin complex assembly; post-chaperonin tubulin folding pathway. The record is from RefSeq and is a predicted model, not a curated record. Gene Ontology annotation, molecular function: tubulin binding. The transcript has a single exon. Bases 36 to 1073 code for a protein of 345 amino acids.